AUGUUGACGGAGGAUAGAGCGGCAAGCGGCAUCCCAGUCGGCAUGGAUGCUAGUGAAGAAACGGCUGAGGCUCGCGCUAAGGUGCGCCAUCUCAUGGCUCAGGCGCCGAAUGCUCGUCCACCCGAAUUUGUUAAUCCAUUGGAGAAGAUCGAACAACUACUUACAUGCCCUAUAUGCCUUGAUCGUUAUAAGCAACCAAAACUUCUCCCAUGCCAGCAUACCUUCUGUUAUCCGUGCCUGGAGUCGUGUGCAGAUACCCUGCAUCGAACUCUCAAGUGCCCGGAAUGUCGGGCCGAACACUCGAUUCCCUACGAGGGAGUGAAAGCCUUCCAGUCAAACUACACCCUGACUGGUUUUCUCGAGAUUCACCUGCAAGCCACACCGGACUCGGCCGCUGAAAUUGAGGAGUAUAUUCGUAGAUACAACCUCGAGCGAUGCAAAGUUUGCGACGAAAAGGCCGAUUGCGAGCUUUGCGCACAUUGCGAACGAAAAGCCUGCAAAGAAUGUCGCCAGACUCACAUGGAUAUGUUGAAGAGGGACUUGGCAAGGCUACUCAAUCAGGUUCGUCGACUAUCAAAUCGAAUCAUCGAGGCAUCUGACGGGCUCUCGAAAGGGCUGGAGCUACUCACGCUGAAUUGCGAGACAACCAAGGACGAGGUCAAAGAAUACUUUCACAGGCAUCAAAGGGAUCUGAAGAAACGUGAAGAUGCGUUUCUGAGUGAGAUCGACACUUUCCACGCCACGGAAAGCCGUCUUAUGAGCAAUCUUCGCGAUGUACUCGAGAUCGAAUCGUCGAACAUGAGCGAGGCUGUUGCCAGACUCGAUGCUGUCAUCAAGGGCGAAUGCACCCUUGACGAUGCUGAGCUAGUUCGAUUAAAAACAACAUUUUCUGAAGGGCUGGAAUAUCUACGGAAUUUCCAGCCUGAUGCUGAUGAGCUAUUCAAUCGUAAACUACGUUUUUCUGCUGGAGAGGACGCUGCCAGAUUACCUCAGGCCAUUACCACUUGUGGAGAGUUAUGCGUACUUGUGCCACAGUUUGCCGGAAGGUAUCUUCCACUGGAACAAUCGUACCUACCGCGACCUUUUCGUCUGACAUUAGAAAGUGAUCAGCACCGUUCACGUCACGGUCACGAGGACUCACGCGCGAACGAUCGCGAUCGUCCUUCGUCCAGGCUCACUGUACGCGACCUGGACGAGAGCUCUAUACGAUAUCGUCGCCGUCAACAGUUGGAAGAAGAGGCAUGGAAUCGUCUUCGAGGUACCAGUGCUGCUAUGGAAAGAAACGGUACAUCGUCAGUCACUUCUACCGAAAGGGAAGGCUCAACUGUUGGCCGAAGUCCGUGGUCAAGACCUCCCGAAGCGUCUUCACUCAAUGCUACCCCGGUGCCUGAAACUACUACUCCCGCUUCCGCUCCGAAAAAAGAGGCACCUCCCGUGCGGCAAGCAGAACGUGCGCAGGCCUCAAAACCUACUCCCUUGAAUCUUCCGAGGCCAGAGCGUGCAGCACAACCUCGAGUUGAUGUGAGUCCCGCUCCGAGAUCUCCAAAGCCGCCAUCGAGUCCUGCUCCACUGAUCAGAGCAGCCGAACCGGCUAAGGAAGAGACUGAAGAGGUUCGCUCAAGAAAGCCGCCACUUCCAAGGCAAGCGUCCAGUAAUGACGAAUCACUCAAUGAGAAGGUAGAGGUGAUUCGAAGAGCGCACGCAGAGCGCCAGGCUGCAUCUCGAGCCGCUUCCAGCGAAGACUCUGAGGCCGAAGAGGCAUCUCGACCUAGACAACGUAUUCGAAUCGUGUGCCGUGCAGCAAGUACCACUCGCGAUGAUGAACCUAUAGCAACAGCUGCCAGCGUACCUCCAGGUGUGCCGAUUCCAGUCACACAUUUCACAGGUGAGCCUGAAAUACCCGCUUGGCUCGCCAGGAGACGUCAACGCUUUCAGCGAUCCCGAACUAACCCAGACCUUGCGUCUCAGUUCUGCUCACAGCGUGUACAGCAGUUGCUUCAAGAGAGAGAUUCCCGUUUAGAUAGCUCGACAAGCACCGAAGAAGAGCGAAGAAACAUUCGUCGUCGUAGUGCGUCGCGAGAGAUCAGUGAGUGGAGAGCGCGCGGAUGCCCUCGCGUGAUCUUUGGUCGUAAGGGAGCCAAAGAAGGAGAAUUGAAUUGGCCCCGAGGAGUAUGUGCCCUCCGAGGUGGGACACUGGCUGUAUGCGAUUCGAGUAACCAUCGGGUUUGUGUGUUUGACCGAGAAGGCAAGUUUUUGCGACAAUUUGGCGGCUAUGGCUCUGGACGUGGACAGCUUGACUCAGCAGCCGGCAUAGCCACAUUUAAAAGUAAGCUGAUUGUAUCUGACCGAUACAAUCAUCGGGUUUGCAUCUUCGAUUCUGAUGGAACGUACCUGAACUCAUUCGGUGGUCAUGGGCAGUCCAACGGGAAAUUUAACAAUCCGUGGGGCGUAGCCGUUGACGAAUUGGGAACGAUCUACGUUGCCGACAAGGAUAAUCAUCGGGUGCAAAUGUUUGACAAAAAUGGAUUAUUCGUGGGCAAAUUUGGCACGAAUGGCCAUGGACCAGGGCAAUUGCACAAUCCGUUAUUUAUUGCUGUGAAUAAUGCUAACCAUCAGGUAAGCCCGGCUGCCAACUUGCGAUUUGAAGAAAGUUCAAAGUGCAUGGUAACUUGUGACAAUCUAUCUUUUCUAUCCCUAAUAGACCUAACCACUGCGGCAUUUACCAACAUUCCCAUAUUCCAAACACUUCUUAGCUGUCUACUUGUUCUUGCAUGGUGUUUACUAGCAACUAGGGGAUGGGGUUUAAGCGAUUUCAUCCAGGUCUACGUCUCGGAUUCGUCAAAUCACCGAAUUUGUGUCUUUGACGUUCAAGGAAUGUUCCUGUUCUCAUUUGGGACCGAAGGGUUCCACGGUGGGCAGUUCAAAUUUCCUCGUGGUGUUGCGGUGGAUUCACAGAGCAAUAUCCUGGUCGCGGACUCUGGGAACAAUCGAAUUCAGGUGUUCUCAUCAGAUGGCGAAUUCAUUUGCACAUUUGGAACGUGGGGUGGAGGUGCCGGUCAGCUGAAGGGCGUCGAAGCGCUUUGCGUAUUUGACGGAGGCAUCGUCGCCAGUGAUCGAGAGAAUCACCGUAUUCAGAUCUUCUAA
This is a messenger RNA of Haemonchus placei, 3144 nucleotides long. The record is from the annotation of a GenBank genome assembly. Lineage: Eukaryota; Metazoa; Nematoda; Chromadorea; Rhabditida; Trichostrongylidae.